Fusarium pseudograminearum CS3096 is the source of this 1443-nucleotide messenger RNA. RefSeq lists its product as uncharacterized. The coding region runs from base 1 to 1443 and encodes 480 amino acids. The transcript is spliced from 2 exons. The record is from RefSeq and is a predicted model, not a curated record. NCBI's taxonomy places the organism in Eukaryota, Fungi, Ascomycota, Sordariomycetes, Hypocreales, Nectriaceae.
AUGGCCGAUCUCGCCGAGCAACAUGUGCCUGAGCUGCAAGUCGAUAAUGAAAAAUCUGUUCUGCCGAAUGAGGACAACAUAGCUUUAGACAAAACCGAAGACCUCGUUCAGGGCAAUGAUGCUGACGCUAGUGCUGAUGCUGAACCAGAGCCAAAGCCAAAAACAGAGGCUGAACCAGAAGGAGAAUCAAAACAAGAUGAUGCUCCAGGACAGCUAGACCCAGCUGUAGCUGAAAACACCACGGGCGAGGAAGAAACUCAACAAAAUGUCCCUAUCGAUUUCGUCACCAUGGGCAUGUUUAUUAUCGACGACAUCGACUUUAUCCCACCGACUGAGCCUGUCAAAGACAUCCUUGGUGGCGCUGGCACCUACUCGGCUCUAGGAGCUCGUCUUCUCUCUCCUCCACCCAAAUCUACUUCUGUUGGCUGGAUUGUUGACCAAGGCUCCGACUUCCCCCCUUCUCUCUCAACACUCAUCGAUAGCUGGUCCACCUCGGCUCUGUUUCGUCACGAUGGGCUGAGGCUAACCACACGAGGCUGGAACGGCUACGAGGGUACUACCGAGAAGCGCGCUUUCAAGUAUCUGACUCCCAAGAAACGUCUGACUGCCGAGGAUCUUACCCCGACCUUAUUGCAAUCACGCUCAUUCCACAUGAUAUGCUCCCCGAACCGAUGCAGAGAUCUUGUUGCUGAGAUCACCUCACUUCGUAAGAAGGUUAUGCCCGCCGAGUCGUACACCAAGCCUAUCUUUAUCUGGGAACCGGUACCUGAUUUGUGUACCCCCGACGAGCUACUCAACUGCACCAACUGCUUGCCCCUUGUGGACAUUUGCAGUCCAAACCAUGCCGAGCUAGCUGGUUUCAUGGGCGACAGCGGACUCGACCCGGAGACAGGUGAAAUUUCAACAGUUGCCGUGGAGCGUGCCUGCGAGCAGCUCCUUGCCAGUAUGCCUUUGCAGUCCUUUUCCCUUGUCGUUCGUGCUGGUGAAAAGGGGUGUUACAUCGCAAAGAACGGAGGAAGGAAACGAGGGCGUGAUCAAAAGACCACCAAGCGACGAAAGAAGGACUACGUGAGAGGCGGUCUACAGCAUGAUACGGAUAUGGAAGCUCUGUUUGCUGGUCUACUCCAGGACGCCGAUGGGUUUGUCGCACGUGAAGAGAUCGAAGUCGAUCCAGGCAUUGAGAAAUGGGUCCCAGCAUAUCACACAGAGCCGUCCAAGGUUGUUGACCCUACUGGAGGUGGAAACACUUUCUUAGGCGGUCUUGGAGUUGCAUUGGCACGAGGCGAAAGCAUUGAAGAAGCUGUAGCCUGGGGUGCUGUCGCUGCAAGCUUCGCGAUCGAACAGGUUGGUGUUCCGACUCUUGGUAGAGAUGCAGAGGGCUGCGAAACUUGGAAUGGGCAGAAUGUGGAGGCUCGUCUGAAGGAAUUUCGCGAGCGUCUAUGA